Molecule: messenger RNA, 3364 nt
Organism: Strongylocentrotus purpuratus (purple sea urchin)
Lineage: Eukaryota; Metazoa; Echinodermata; Echinoidea; Camarodonta; Strongylocentrotidae
Product: acetylcholinesterase
Exons: 9
Coding region: 156-2015 (619 amino acids)
Biological process (GO): choline metabolic process; acetylcholine catabolic process
Cellular component (GO): plasma membrane
Molecular function (GO): acetylcholinesterase activity
Source: RefSeq, a predicted model, not a curated record
GCAGUUCACACACCCGCUCAAUCUACUCAUUCGCAAGCUCAAUUCGAGUUAAGCAGUCUGAAACUGCACACGGCUGCGAGACUUAUAUAAAGUUACUUUUUAAAGCAACACUUAUAUUUUUGUCAACGCCUAAUUAAAAACGCAUUAAAACAAAAAUGGAGCUAACGUUGUCAUCCGUUGUUGUAAUGGUGGUAUUUUGCAUUGGAUUCUACACUCCGUCAUCAUCUGCAGUCGAAGAUGCCGCGGUCGGAGAUCGUCCCUUGGUUCGUACGACGAGGGCGACUAUACGAGGCGAGAGAAACAGCAUACAGCAUCGCAAACUCGGUGAUAAUUUCCAUCGGAGCGUAGCCGUGUUCAAGAAUAUUCCGUUCGCCGAGCCACCGAUCGGUGAUCUUCGGUAUGCCGAACCAGUUCCGAAGACCUUAGAUGGAGAAUUCGAUGCGACGGGCGACAAUAUACACUGUCUUCAGGCUAAGAAUCCGUUAAUGUUUGAUGAUAGCGAGCCAGUUGAAUUCUCGGAGGAUUGUCUUUUUCUUGAUGUCUUUGUGCCUGAGCCCAAGCCCAAAUCGGCUGCUGUGAUGGUAUGGAUCCAUGGUGGAGGGUAUCACAUGGGGACCAAGAACUAUCAAAAGUUAAACGCCAUGGCCUUGGUGGCUGCCGAAGACAUUAUCGUCGUCUCCAUCAACUACCGUCUCGGGAUUCUAGGGUUUCUCUCUACUGAGGAUGGUGCUAUACCGGGAAACCUCGGACUUCUCGAUCAACGUUUAGGGCUCCAAUGGGUAAAGGAAAACAUCGCAGCAUUUGGCGGUGAUCCCGAUCGGGUGACUAUUUUUGGUGAGAGUGCUGGAUCAAGUAGCGUAAAUUGUCAUCUUCUCUCACCCAUGUGUACUGGGCUUUUCUCAGGUGCAAUCAUGCAGAGUGGAGCCAUGUCACCAACAUGGACUUUCAAGACACAGAAGGAGAAUGCUGAACUAACCUUCGCAUUCGGAAAGGCGAUGGGAUGUGAAACCAACAGUUCAACCGAACUACUCACUUGUCUUAGAGGAAUAACAGAAGAAGACAUUAACGCAUUGCAUGAAACAGGAACCACAAUGGUAUUCUACAUGGUAGCUCCCGUUGCUGAUGGCCACUUCCUCCCUGAAGACCCGAUGCAAGCUCAGGAGGAGGGGUCCUUUAACCCAUCCAAUGUUAUGAUCGGUAGCCUCGGACACGAAGGCAAUAUCUUCGCUGUACCAUUUAUUACGGGGUUGAAAGGAUAUGAGAAGGUGCCUGUUAAUAGGACAUCGUUUGACACCUUUAUUUCUUUGUUUACACGGAUGGCAGACCCGUUAGCAUUAGAUCUCAUCAAGUUGGCCUACUUGUCAGCAGAGCAGCUGACAUCGGGUGAUCCUGAAGAAAACCUGAUAGACCCAAUGGCCCAGUUCUUCGGAGACCAAAUGUUUCUCUGUCCUACCUUCAGCACUGCCCAGCAGCUAGCCGCGGCAGGGAUACAGGUCUACACCUACCUGAUGACGCAUUCGCCUGCUUACUCGAUCUGGGGCAGCAAGUAUACAUGGCUUGAAGACACACACGGUGAAGAUGUCCCGUAUGUUUUUGGUUCGGCGUUCCUUGCCCAAGAUGGCGAGGACGAGGACGAGGAUUGGAUGCUGCAAGGCCGUCUUGCCGAUGACGAAGUGGUGAUUGCUAGACGAAUCAUGAAGUACUGGGCGAACUUUGCCAAGACAGGGAAUCCUAACCUUGGUACCAAUGAAGGAGACCAGGAACCUGAUCAACAGUUCCCAUCUUGGCCCACGUUCACCAGUGAGACCAAGACCUAUAAGGAUCUAUCCAGGAACAUGGAGAAUCUUUCAGGGACGACGCCCAACGCCAGAGAAUGUUACUUCGUUGAACAUCUGCUCCCCAAGCUAAUAGAAAACGCAGCUGAGAUGGAACGCCUCAAGUCUCUCGUAGAGGAGAAAGUCAGUAAAGAUAGCGAGAGGAGCUGCGAAGAUCCGGACACCUGCCCUGAAGAGUGAUCGUCUCUACGACACACGCUCCGGGGACAAUAAUUCCUAAGUGGUCAUUUUCGUACACCUACGUAAUUAACAACUUCGGCUUACUUUGUUCCAUCGGUCAUCGAGUGUUUUGGUUACACGAACUUUCGUAAAUAAUAAAGCCCUAAAUCCCGGAGGGUCGGGUAAAGCGUCUUUCUGCCAAAGUGUCGGGUCCAACUUACUCGACACCUUCUGAAAAACCUUCAGCAAAUCUAAAAAAAAAAAAUUCGUGUCCCCACCCGACACUUUUUAAUACGAAAUAAAAUGAUCGCAAGAGUUGGUAAAAAGGCCAGCGAUCGACACUUCGUUAAUAUCUGAUUGUACGUACGUACUUGUUUUCACAAAAUAGGACCACCUUUGAAAACUAGGAUUGUUUGCAUUCAAUGUAUCCCACCAUUCGUGAAUAUAAUUAUAUAGGGAUGAUACAAAAUAUCAUAAAACUCCACAACUUGAGGUUCCCCACCUAGCUUUUUAUGAACAUGGGUUAUGUUUUCACGAAAGGUCGUUUACCCGACCAGACGCGAAGACUCGCUGAAACGCUGUAAGCCGUAAUCUUCAACACUAGAUCAAACACUUAUCCCUUAUCCUAAACCUAACCCAAAGCCCGAUUGCAGUCCUACGCCAGGCUAUGUAAAAACUAUUUAAGGUAUUAAAGCACGAAGCAACUAUUACUGUCGCCCGAGCAUAUUACCAAACAACGUAUGUGUUAUGUCAAAUCUAUUUUUCAUCCAUCUUCUAGCAACCAGCUUAUUGAGCUUAUUGAACUUAUUGAGCACCCCAUAACUACAAUCCUGUCACCAAUUUUAUGAUACUGUUUAUACAAGAAAUUUAUAAAUUUUCUUUGAGGGUUCGAAUUCCAGCCCGGUACAUAGUGUCCUAUGAGAAGACAAAAACCCACAUUUGCCAUUCUCCACCUUCUUCUAUUUGAACUUGUUGAACUUCCCAAAUAAAACUAAAUGGGUAUCUGUAGUCAAACCAGAUUCCUAGGAACGUAUGUGAAUGAUUGAUAGGGGAUAAAGAUCAUUAAUCUUUAAUUUGACUUCUUUUAUUUCCCAUCUACCAAUAGGACCAUUAUUGACUUAGAAGAGGAGAAAUACACUUUUCAUCUUUUACACCAGUUUUCUAUUUCUUUCAACACCGAUUGAACUUUAUUUAGUGCGAGUUUUAAUGUUAGGCUAGAAAACCAGAUAUAAAUAAAUAAUAUCAUCUGCAUAAAAUGAAUUGUUUGAGAGUAAUAAAUGCAUGGCUACCAGGCUUCCCUGGGUAAUUGAUUGAAAACAUAAUUACAUUUUCACAGACAUUAUUUCAUCCGCCCUCUUUUGAUAUUACUA